Messenger RNA from Mugil cephalus (flathead mullet), 1595 nucleotides. It is a transcript of the gene atf4b, whose product is annotated as activating transcription factor 4b. Gene Ontology annotation, molecular function: RNA polymerase II transcription regulatory region sequence-specific DNA binding; DNA-binding transcription activator activity, RNA polymerase II-specific. Gene Ontology annotation, biological process: regulation of transcription by RNA polymerase II. Gene Ontology annotation, cellular component: ATF4-CREB1 transcription factor complex; nucleus; ATF1-ATF4 transcription factor complex. NCBI's taxonomy places the organism in Eukaryota, Metazoa, Chordata, Actinopteri, Mugiliformes, Mugilidae. The coding region runs from base 318 to 1466 and encodes 382 amino acids. The transcript is spliced from 3 exons. The record is from RefSeq and is a predicted model, not a curated record.
GAAGGAGAUGGGCUCUAUUUGCUGUAGCUACUAUAUCUUAUCAGUGCUCCGCGCCGCCGCCAUUUUGUCCCAGCAGCAGAAGAAGUUACAGCCGUGUCUGAGUCGCCUCUGUCGGCAGAGAUGGCAGCGUAGACGUGGUCAGCGACCCAGCAGCAGCCAACAACACAGUGCAUCCAACCCGGGCACUGAGUCUCUCUCACUCAGCAACAUGUCGUCCUUCGUGGAACCCCUCAGCGCUGCUGCUUUCGACAGCAUAAAAGAUUUGCCCUCCUCUGAACCCUGGUCGCGCGCUCCCCUGGUGACCAACAACAGCCACUAUGACCACGAUGAUGACGAACUCGCCGUUUGGCCUGGCAGACAUGGAGGCCCUUCUUUGGGGGCCUUCCUCUCCCACGGCUGACGCCAUGACCUCCAUCUUCUUUCACCCUGACAAAGAGGAACAGCAGGAAGGAGGAGGAGCCUCGUCGGUGUCUUCUUCCUCCUCUCCUCCCCCCUUCUACUCCCCUCCUCCCUCACCCCCGGCCGUCCUCCUCCACGGGGACAAGGCCGGCGGCGAGGAGCUCUCCUCCCCGUGGUUGGAUCCCUGUGGCCAGCUGAGGACCAGCCAGACGCUGACGGCUGGUGAAGAGGACGCCCUCCAUGACCUGGACUGGAUGUCUGAGAAGAUGGACCUGAGCGACCUGGACCUGGACUCUCUGAUCGGCCCCUGCAGUCCCGCUGAGGAGACCCCUGAGCCCCCAGAGGACUUCCUGGCCUCCCUGGACUGCCUCCCGCUGCCCCCCCUGCCAGCUCCCAUCUGUGCAGACCCCUCCGAGUCUUCGGAGUCCUGCGUGGAUGGACAGGAGGUCCCGUCCUCCCCCCUGAGUGUCCCAGAGCCCCAGGAGGAACUGGAGAUCAAGUCUGAGCCCAUGUCCCCGUCCACCCUGGACCUGGGUAGUGAGGUGGACGUCUCUGAGAGCGAGACCAAGCCCGUCGUCUCCUCUGUCCUCCCCCAGGUCCCGAGGAUCGUCCUGUCCCUGUCUCCGACCCGCAUCGUCCUGGUGCUGGCUCCCAAGCGGGAAGUGAUCAGCGCCGCCCCUGAGGUCGUCCACUGCGCCCCCCCCAGCCCCCUUCCACCCAGGUCCACCAGAACCAGACCCUACCCUGAACCCAGAGCCUCUCCAUCCUCUCCGGGAUCCUCCGGCCUCAGAGCCAAGCCCCCCCUCCGAGGAGGAGGCGGCGGCGCCGUGAAGCCACCGAGGGACAGGAAGCAGAAGAAGAUGGAGCAGAAUAAAACGGCAGCCACCCGGUACCGGCAGAAGAAGCGGGCGGAGCAGGACGCCCUCCUGGAGGAGCACUCCGUCCUGGAGAGGAGGAACGUGGAGCUGGUGGAGAAGGUCCAGUCCAUGACCCGAGAGAUCGAGUACCUGAAGGAGCUGAUGGAGGAGGUCCGUGUGGCCAGGAUGAGGAAAGGUGCUGACCCCUAGUGGUCGGAGGGAGCAGUGACUUUCAGUAUUUAUCUAAGUCUUAUUAAUCGUCCUGUACAUUUUUAAAGUUUUAAUGUGUGUUCAUAACCAACUGUAUCUGAAUCAUGAAUAAAGAGUCUGGAACAAGAA